AUGAAGACCAACAGCCUGCAUAACGGUGAAAGACUUCGUGCCUUUUUCAAAAAUUUCAUCCCUGAUAGAUCUAGAGAAAGAAUGGCUGAAUUUGGUAAGGACAAUACUGUGGAACUUGGAGAUUUUUUAGUUUUUCAAUAUGAUGGCAAUUGUGUUUAUGAUGUAAUAUUACUUGGCCACAAUGCUUGUGAAAAGAAAGGAGUUGGAGCUUUUAAAGUAAAGGAAAAGGAGGAGGAAACUAAGGGGUUUGAAGAGGAUGAUGAGGUGAAAGAAGGAUGGGACGAAGAAGGGAAAUCUAAUGAGUUUGGAAAAGAAGAAGAAGAGGAGGCAGAAGAUGACACUAACAAGGUUGAAAAAAAAGAAGAAGAAGUAAAGGACGACGAGAAAGAAACUAAUGAAGAUAAAGAGGAAGAGAGCUACUCUGAUGCAACUGAAAUGGACGAGGAUUCUGACUAUAAGAUGGAAAAGAAAGAUGAUAGCAGGUUGCAAAAUUUGCAAAUGAGGGAUGCUGUUGAGGUCUACCAUGAAGGUCCCAACACAUCACAUAUCUACAACAAAAACCAUAGCAGAAGAUAUACUGAGAAAGAAGAAGAGGAAGGGAAAGAAGUAGAAAUAGAGGAAAAGGAGGAAGAUAAUGAGAUUGAAACAAAGGAAGGAAAGAAAGAGAAUCGAGCUAAUGAGCUUCAAAAAGAAGAGAAAGGAGUGGUGGAGAGUUACACUGAUGCAACUGAAAUGGUCACGGAUUUUGAUUGCAUAAUGGAAGAGGAAGACAAUAGUACUGAAAAAGAAGAAGAAAAAGAGGAAGGGGAAAUAGCUAAAAUAGACAAACCAGUUGACACUAUAGCCUCAAAGCAUUCCUGCAAAGACUUGAAAAUGUUCAAAGGUGGCGAUCAUAUUAAUCAUGCAGAAGCUAAAGCUGCUAAAGGUAAACGUCGUACCACAAGGAAUGUUGACCAUUAUGGCCGUGAUCUUUUCAAGUCUAGACGCAUUCCCCAGCCAAAAAAUCCUUAUUUUGUUAUAAAAUUAAAGGCAAAGAGAAAAGAUGAACUGUAUGUUCCGAUUGAUGUUGUGAGAGAUCACAAUCUUACACUGCCACAAGAGAUUAUCCUUGUUGACCAACAAGGCCGAGAGCGGACUGCAACUCUUAAUCAUUGGAAGGAUGGCAGACUUUAG
Coffea eugenioides is the source of this 1173-nucleotide messenger RNA. RefSeq names its product cilia- and flagella-associated protein 251-like. The transcript is spliced from 6 exons. The coding region runs from base 1 to 1173 and encodes 390 amino acids. The record is from RefSeq and is a predicted model, not a curated record. Lineage: Eukaryota; Viridiplantae; Streptophyta; Magnoliopsida; Gentianales; Rubiaceae.